CCACCCCGCCAUUUCUCAUUUAUUUAAGCCGCCCGCAACCGCCAAGGCACUUCCGGAAAAACAAAUCGAUCGAGCGCGAGGACGAAGGGGAAGGAGACUUGUGCGGCGGAGUAGCUGCUCGCUUCACACGGGUGAGGAGGAGGAGGAGGAGGAGCAGAGCUGCGGCCGGGGGCGAGGAAAAGUCAAAGGCUCGCAAUCCUCCCCCGGCGCCUUCUCGUCACCUUCUCCUUCUUCCUCGUCUGCUCCGCCUACCCCGCACGUUUCGCUUCCCCUCUUUUAACAACGCCCGCCACCGCCACCUCCGCAGUCGAGCAGAGCGCGCCUCCUCUCCCUCCCUCUCUCCCUCUCUUUCGCUGCCCACUUGCGGCUGUCUCGCUCGCUGAACUGGUUGCGCCGUAGCGGCCGGGGAGCUGCGCUCCGCCUCUCCUCCACAGAAACUGCUGUUGAGUCUCUAGCUUCUCUGUGGGCGCAUCUGCAAUUGUGUUGAUAAAGAUGGCCUGCUGCUUUCUGUUUGGAAAGAAAGCUAAACAAGCUGUUGAAGGCGAUGAAGAUCUACACAGCGUCAAAGUAUUUUCUUACAACGACUUGAGAAAGGCUACACAAGAUUUCAGUGGCGCAAACAAGAUUGGCGAGGGUGGUUUUGGUUCUGUCUUCAGGGGAGUGCUUAAAGAUGGGACAGUAGUAGCAGUGAAAGUUCUAUCUGCUACUUCCAGGCAAGGCAUCCGCGAGUUUCUGACUGAACUUACAGCAAUAUCUGAUAUCAAGCAUGAAAAUCUCGUCACUCUUAUUGGUUGCUGCGCUGAAGGCUCUCACAGAAUCCUAGUUUACAAUUACCUUGAGAACAACAGCCUUGCACAGACAUUGCUAGGAUCCAGAUACAGUAACAUUCGGUUCAAUUGGCGGGCUCGUGUCAAAAUUGCAGUUGGCAUUGCCCGUGGACUUGCAUUUCUCCAUGAGGAAAUCCGUCCUCCCAUUAUCCAUAGGGACAUAAAGGCAAGCAACAUUCUUCUUGACAAGGACCUCACCCCAAAAAUUUCCGAUUUCGGGUUGGCAAGGCUCCUACCACCCAAUGCGACCCAUGUGAGCACCCGAGUAGCAGGCACAUUAGGAUACUUGGCUCCUGAAUACGCAAUCCGAGGUCAAGUGACAAAGAAGUCUGAUAUCUAUAGUUAUGGUGUUCUUCUUUUAGAAAUUGUUAGUGGGAGAUGCAACACCAACACAAGAUUACCUAGUGAAGAUCAAUUUCUCCUUGAGAGGACAUGGGUACUCUAUGAGCAAGGACGUUUAGAAGAAAUCGUAGAUAUCGACAUCGGCGAUGACCUGGAUGUUGAGGAGGCAUGCCGGUUCUUGAAGAUUGGCCUGCUAUGCACACAAGAUGCAAUGGCCCGUCGUCCCAACAUGACCAAUGUCUUUCGGAUGCUCUCAGGGGAGAAGAGAAUCAACAUAGACAAGAUCACCAGGCCUGCCAUGAUCACUGAUUUUGCAGAUCUCAAGAUCAGCAACAAGGAGCAAAGGUCAGGCGAGACACGCUCUCCCACGACGGCUCCCACGACGAAAUCAUUCACCAGCACAGAACCGUUCUCAUCGUCAGAGACGCCCACACAGUCAUCCAUGUGAAAUUGUGGGCGUAAGAAGCAGAUAUUUUUUUUUGUUUCAGUUUGUAUAGUGUGUGAAUGUGGUAGGUGGGCUAGGUUACAUGAAUUUUUUGAUGAGUUUGUUGUUUGUUUCGUUAUGAGGAAAGAUCUCAUAGGUCUCUUAUUGCAUCUUUGAUUCUGUAAAUAUUUCAAAAUGAAGAUGAUCGAGAUAAGCUUUGCACGAUUCUCAUUCUCGAA
Molecule: messenger RNA, 1832 nt
Organism: Sorghum bicolor (sorghum)
Lineage: Eukaryota; Viridiplantae; Streptophyta; Magnoliopsida; Poales; Poaceae
Product: putative serine/threonine-protein kinase
Exons: 7
Coding region: 493-1617 (374 amino acids)
Biological process (GO): protein phosphorylation
Molecular function (GO): ATP binding; protein kinase activity
Source: RefSeq, a predicted model, not a curated record